Gastrolobium bilobum is the source of this 1762-nucleotide messenger RNA. Its product is annotated as WPP domain-interacting protein 2-like. Bases 287 to 1660 code for a protein of 457 amino acids. Lineage: Eukaryota; Viridiplantae; Streptophyta; Magnoliopsida; Fabales; Fabaceae. The record is from RefSeq and is a predicted model, not a curated record. The transcript is spliced from 2 exons.
AGGUAUUUGCUCAUUUUCUAGAUCCUCUUUUCUUUCGGUUCCUCUCUCAGCCAUUCAUUUCUAUCCCAAUAAAAUAACUGAAUUUGUGGUACUUUUGAAAUUCCUAUGUAACUCCGAUUUAAUUUGUUGUUGCUUGAACUACAAUUCAAUUGGAUUCAUAUUUCAUGACAUGUGCCUAAAUGGGUAUCUGUAUUUAUGCCCAGAUUUUUCUUUUGGAUGGGUGUGAGCUAGAACCAUCAAAAGUCUUGCUUUUUUGGGAUCUUGGUCUAAAUUAGUUUUGUUAUUUAUGGAUUUGGGAAGUAAAUGUUCCUCCUCCCUAGAAUCUGAAGGAGAUAAUGAUGGUUCUUUUGCUAAUGAGAACUUUGAGUUGUCACCAUAUCAAAAGGGAAGAGAUAGUGAAGAACCUGUGCAUCCCAUAGGAGCAUCAGAAGGCUGUGGGUUGAAGAAAUGGAAGAGAAUUAGGAGGGAUAUGGUUAAGGAUCUGAGUUUGUGUGUAGAUUCUGAGAAUUUAGCUAACUCAGCUCAGUGGGUUGUUCAACAGGGAAAGGGACAGGUUGAGAGCACAAAGAAGCAUAGAAGUGAUAGAGUCAGAAAGAAGAAGGAAAAUUCUCAUUCCAGCAUUGAGUCUGAUUCAAGGAACUCCAAUUUUGAGGAUGGUAUCUUUGCUGUGACUAGUAAUGGGGAAUAUAGUGGCAGGCAGAAUAAUUCUGAUGAUGGUAACAGUGAUGAAGAGCAUACUUACGAACAUUUCUCAGAGGACUUUCAAGCCAGUUGUUCUUACAACAACAUGGGGGAAGAUGAAGAUCUUCUACAAGAGAAAAGUGAGCAGAAUCAAUCUUCAACAGUUGAGGAUCCUUUAAUUGAGUCUAUUCGUAGCCUUCAGGCUGCACAGGAGGCACUUGAAGAAGAGAUAAAAAAAUUCGGGGUGAUCGCGAAUAAACCUUUCUCAAUUGAUGAUGACUCAACCAAGUGUAGCAGUGCAACUGCUGAUGUUAGUGCUGUUGAUCUUGGAUUCCAUAAGUCAUGCUUAUCUGCCCAGCCUGCUGUGGAAGAGAUUAAACAAAUUGCAUCAAGUUCCUUGGAACUUAAGGUAUUGAGCUUGACAAAAAAUAUAAAUAUUUUGGAAAGCAAAUCAAAAGAAUUACAGGAUAUGAUUGCCAUUAAGGAUUCCAAGAUUGCUGAACUUGAAACAGCACUGAGUGAUGGUAAGUUUCCUAAGGAAGAAUAUGCUUGCACCAUAGGUUUAUCAGAGGAAAAAUUUGAAGAAGUGGAAUCUGAGCUUCUGAGUCUUUUUCGGCAAAAGAUUGAAGCUGAGAUUGAAUACCUGGUCGUUACAAAGAUGAUGCAGAACUUGAAGGUUACAUCAGCUUUUGUGUUAUUGGAAACACAAGAAACACUAUCUGGGCAGUCUGGCAAUCAAGUGCACGUCUCGAACAAGCUUGGAGAGGCACACGGUAAGGAGUCGAAGUUGAAGAACAGAGCAGAUGAAUUGGAAAAAUAUGGUGGUGACAUUUUAGGAAUUGAGGAGACUUUUAUGAUGCAGAAAAGAGUAUGUAAGCUGACAUUAUGCCUUUUCUUACAGUUGACGUUGUUAUUCAUGGUCGUUUGGCUUUUUGUAUCAAAGUUAUUGCCCAAUUCUGGGGUGAUUGUACCUACAUAAAUUUGUGCAUUCUAAGAAGUUUCUUAGCUCAUUCACAUUUGAAUAUAAAAUUUCUUUCUCAUCGUAUAUAAUAGAAUCUCCCUUCUCUGGAUUAGGGGAGUG